GUCAAACUUUGUAGCAGACACCCUGAGCGGUGGGCCUUGUUAAAGGGGAAGAGAAACACACUAAACACAGAACCAACCCAGCAUGGAUGCAGGGCCAUCAGAGGGUGUAGGGGAGGUGGAGAUACACAGCCAGGACGCCAUGGUUGCUGACCUCCUCCAGCAAGCUGCAGAGGCUGGGGGCGUGGUAGAGGGACAAGCUGGAGUCAUCCUUGAACAAGGUCAUGGGGAAGAGUUGGUAGCAGCUGCCCAGCAACAGCUAAUGGAGGCCGGGGUUGGUGUAGAAGAUGGACCAGGUGUUGAAAUGAUGGUUAUGGACUCACUGGACCCCACUUUGCUGCAGAUGAAGACUGAGGUGAUAGAUGCUGCACUGGGGGGGUCAUCAGCUGGUUCUGCUCACCAAGCAACUGUAACAACAGUGGACCAGACUCAAAUCAUCACACUACAGGUGGUUAACAUGGAGGAGCAGGCAGCUUUAGGCCUGGGAGAGCUGCAGCUGGUCCAGGUGCCAGUUUCUGCCACCACUGUGGAGGCCCUGCAGCAAGGCACCUUUGUUGACACCACUGCGAUGCCAAAGGAUGGAGACCCAGUCAUUUGCCACACCCUACCACUUCCGGAGGGCUUCCAGGUAGUUAAGGUUGGUGCUAAUGGGGAGGUGGAGACAGUGGAGCAAGAAGAGGAGGGAGGACAAGGCCACCAUGAAGAGGAAGAAGAGGAGGUGGGGAACCAGCUGUUGGAAGAAGGGGAAGAUGGGCCCAUUCAGACUCCAAAUGAUGACCCAAACUGGGCUAAAGAUCCAGACUAUCAGCCUCCCUCUGGAAUUUUGAAAAAAACUAAAAAGGGAAAAAAGAGUCGCCUGCGUUACGCUGAAGGAGAUAAGGAUAUGGACGUCAGUGUCUAUGACUUUGAAGAAGAGCAGCAGGAGGGCCUUCUGUCUGAGGUCAAUGCUGAGAAAGUGGUGGGCAACAUGAAACCACCCAAACCUACAAAGAUCAAGAAGAAAGGAGUGAAGAAGACAUUUCAGUGUGAACUCUGCAGCUACACCUGCCCUCGGCGCUCCAACCUGGACAGACACAUGAAGAGCCACACAGAUGAGAGACCACAUAAAUGUCAUUUGUGUGGAAGAGCCUUUAGGACGGUCACCUUGCUAAGAAACCAUCUCAACACACACACCGGAACUCGUCCACACAAGUGCACAGACUGUGAUAUGGCUUUUGUGACUAGCGGAGAGCUGGUUCGUCAUCGUCGCUAUAAACACACACAUGAGAAACCCUUCAAAUGCUCCAUGUGCGACUAUGCCAGUGUGGAGGUGAGCAAACUAAAGCGUCACAUUCGAUCCCACACUGGUGAGCGUCCAUUCCAGUGCAGUCUCUGCAGCUACGCCAGUAGAGACACGUACAAGCUGAAGAGACACAUGAGGACACACUCAGGAGAGAAACCUUAUGAGUGCUACAUUUGCCAUGCCCGUUUUACCCAGAGUGGAACCAUGAAAAUGCACAUUCUGCAGAAACACACGGAAAACGUGGCAAAAUUCCACUGUCCACACUGUGAUACGGUUAUUGCACGUAAGAGUGACUUGGGUGUCCAUCUUCGAAAGCAGCACUCGUUUAUUGAGACUGGAAAGAAGUGUCGUUACUGUGAUGCAGUCUUUCACGAGCGCUACGCUCUGAUCCAGCACCAGAAGUCCCAUAAGAAUGAGAAAAGGUUCAAAUGCGACAUGUGUGACUACUGCUGCCGCCAGGAGCGACACAUGGUGAUGCAUCGUCGAACCCACACUGGAGAGAAACCAUAUGCCUGCAGCCAGUGUGAAAAAACCUUCAGACAGAAGCAGCUGCUGGACAUGCACUUCAAACGCUACCACGACCCCAACUUUAUCCCCACCGCCUUUGUCUGCCCCAAGUGUAGCAAGACCUUUACUCGCAGGAACACCAUGGCACGCCACUCUGACAACUGCAGUGGUGAGGUUGAGGACGCUGAGAACGGAACUCCUACCCCAAAGAGAGGGAGAAGAGGAAGAAAGAGAAAGAUGAGGAGCAGAAGAGAUGACGAUGAUGACAGUGAGGAGGAUCCCGUUGAUCCCGAUGAGGAGGAAGAGGGUGAGGGAGAGGAAGAAUCACCACUGCUACCGGAAGAUGAGGACCCAGAAAGCAUGGAAUUGGAUCAGGCCCCUGCCGCCAUCCCCGUCCCAGCCCCUGACGAGCCACCAGUCAAGAGGAAACGAGGCCGACCCCCUAAGAAUGCCCCUAAGCCUCCGACACCUACCAAGUCAGUCAGAGUGGCUGCCAAGACAACGGCUGCUGCUGCCAUCAUUCAGGUGGAGGAUGAGAGCACUGGAGCGGUGGAGAACAUCAUUGUGAAGAAGGAAGAGGGUGACACUUCUGCAGCGACACCUCUGGAGCAUGGAGUAGCUCUGGCGAUGGAGGGGGUGGGGCUGGAGGGGGAAGGGGUGGAGACUGUUGAGCUGGCUGUCAAUGAAGAAACGGCAGCUGCUGCCGCCAAUGGCGAUCUAACGCCAGAGAUGAUCCUGAGCAUGAUGGACCGGUGAACACAACACGCAGCCACACACGUGUAGCCAGACUAUGUGUAAAGCUAAUAUUUCCACAUCCUUAGCCUUCACCUCAUGUCUCAUCUGUAUGUGCUUUUAACAGCAGCCAUGAUCGCGCCUUUGGAGUGGCUGCACAAACUGGUGACAGCAAAAAUAUCCAUGCACAAAGAAAGGAAGCUGCAUGUAAAUACUUCCACAGUAACUUCACAUCCAUGUAUGUCAACCUGCUAGACACUGAAGUUUGUGAAUCAUAAAACCCACACACAGACACACCCAAUACCAGAUCAUGUGUCAUCUCAUAUACAUCUAAAAUAUCUGCUCUAAAUUCUUUUUUCAUAAGCUGAAUGUCUAUUGAAUGAAUCAUUUAUUUCGCUAGUUGUGUCUACACAAAGCCACAUCCUGUGUCAAUCCUUACCAACGCACUCUGCAGUUAAUGUUCAGCAGGAAACCACCUCCUCUGUGUAUGUUGCUCUGCCGCCAUGUACAACUGUCAUGUGCUCUUCCCUCACCACUUAAUUUUUCUGCUCUCUUGCUUGAGUAUGUUUCAGAACAUUUUGCGAAUCCCUGGCCUUUAUUUGUUUGUAUAUAGAUAUUGUAUGUAAUUUUUUCCUAUUGAAGAUCAGGAUAUUGAAAGAAGGAUCCUUCCUUAUAAAUGAGAGAGGCAGGUACAUUAAAAUGAACAGAGCGAUUCAUAACUGUGGUACAUCUUUUAGCUUCAUUCUAAUGGAAACAUGCCCUCAGUCAGAUCAUGUACAGUACAUCCUUGAGAUAGCUGCUAAAUUAGUUAUUUUUGAACUUUUUUCUAUUUUUCUUAUUCUUAUUACUGUUGGGGGCUAUUUAUAACUCACAGUUAAUAUUCUUCUUCCUCCCUGUUUGAAAAGAACAAAGACAGUUUUCAUCACAUUAACUUGGAGCAAUUACAUAUAAUCUUGAUGAAAUAUGUAACUGUAAUUGUGGGUUUGAACAUUCCAAAAACUUCAAUUAACAUGAUAUUAUUUCAAUGCAUUUGAAUAGUCUCACUUGAAAUAAUCAGCAGUCACAAACUCAAGUUUGUACACGGUAAUUAUCAGCCAUUCUAAAACCAAUCCAUGUUUUGUUUGGACCAGACUACCUUGUGAGUCAGUGUGUCCCUCAAACACCACCCUUUCCCACCAUAAUCCAUAAUGUGGCAGGUGACUUUCAUGUAAAUACAUAUUUUAAACUCUUAUUCUUUUUUUAUUCUUUUUGAUUUCUUGUAAAUCAUUUUAAAGUUUUUAAAUCGCUGAUUGGAGGAUGUGUUUGUUUAAAAAGUACACUGAUCUUCCCUGUUAUGUUGUAAACAUGUCAGAACCAGCCUGGGUUCUUCCUAACCAACCAAAACCAUCUUUGUAUUCCCUUGUUCAGAGCCAUUUUUUGCUUUGCUGUUUUACAGUUUUGGUUUGUGGCCAUUGGGUAGAGGUCACUGGGUUUUUCUACAGGUUGAUUAAUUAUGAGAGAAAAGGGUUCUGAGAAAAACCAACCUCCAUGCAUCAUAUUGACACUGUCACUUGUCUAGCAAUCAUUAAGCAGCAUCAGUUCUGUGACCGCAGGACAACAUGUGUUCUCAGUCAUGUUGCAGAAUUCUUUUUUGCUUGUUUUUUUUUUUCAGAGUUGAGAGAACAGAGAUUAUAAAACAUCCCUGUUUAAAGAGCUAGAAAACAGAAGAAACCUCUGUCAUGUUGAAGCUGAGACACUGUACAGCUGAUGAAAAAUAAAACCAUACUCAUACGCCUACAA
Molecule: messenger RNA, 4297 nt
Organism: Limanda limanda (common dab)
Lineage: Eukaryota; Metazoa; Chordata; Actinopteri; Pleuronectiformes; Pleuronectidae
Gene: ctcf
Product: CCCTC-binding factor (zinc finger protein)
Exons: 16
Coding region: 83-2542 (819 amino acids)
Biological process (GO): regulation of transcription by RNA polymerase II
Cellular component (GO): nucleus
Molecular function (GO): RNA polymerase II transcription regulatory region sequence-specific DNA binding; DNA-binding transcription factor activity, RNA polymerase II-specific
Source: RefSeq, a predicted model, not a curated record